UACCGAGCAACUUCAGCCGCGCCUCUCCAUCCACCUCCGACCUCCAACAUCGACAUCGCUGCAACACAGCACUCAGUGCUGUCGGCAACACACCCAACAAUGCCAUGAAGUAGCCAAUGCCUCUCGGCUCUGCCGAGAUUAGCUUCACUCUGAAUGGCACGAUGCCACGGUGCAUGUCAGCUGGACUUUGCCAUACCCGCCUGAGCUCCACGCGCUCCGCACUCAGUAUCAGCAGCCGCAAGCAGACGCAGACAUGACCAGGCCCGUUGCUAUUACAGUCGCAGUGACCCGAACCCGCGAGUUCACCGAGUCGCGUGCAGGCCUCACUCAUACCGCGUUCGCACAUCCUUUUGUUAUUACCCUUUCACCGCGCCCAAACAAUCGGAUCCACUACCACCGACAUGGCCACCGACACCAUGACAGAGGAGUUCCGAAUCUACCUCCAGUCUCGCAUUGAGGACAACAGGAAUGCGCGCCGUGCCAAAUGCAGCACCCAGCAUGACUGCCGUCUGCACUGAGCUUGGGGAAAAAGCAAGGCUACAAAUGGCAGACAACUGCAGUGAGGGCAUGGCCACCCAAAUCACUGGUGCGCUGCAGCAAGCAGGCAACCGCCAGGUUAGUGGAGAGCAGGCACGGUGCCACUGGUUCUGCCGUGGCGAAGACCGAGAAGAAGCAGCGCAUGAAGGCGAAAUCUGAUCUUGAUCGAGGCAUAUAUGUCUCAAUAAACUCGAGUUCCUCAACUCAGGCUCGACCUUCCCUUGGUCUGCUUUCUUACACGCAUUUUGCGAGGUGUUAGCUGCCUCGACACCAUGUGUUCGUUCGGAACGUUGACCUGACGGUCAGCAGUGGUCGACGACAACGCGAGGUCAGGAUAACAUUACAUGAUAUUUGGUUUGUUCGAUUACUUGGUCUUCAUGUACAGGAGCCACCAUCGUCCGGGAGGCGGUGCGUAAUGCUAAGCUCCUCGCUCCAUCUAGCGCUCUAUGUCUUCUCAUGCGGCAGUGUGCGCCGGCGCUGCCAGAUGGCGAUCCGAGAAGCCAUAUGUCGUAGAAGAGUACAAGAGCCGAGCUGAAGAGGAGAAGCGUCAGCACGCAAUCGCCCAUCCAGGCUAUCGGUAUCAGUCACGCAAGCCAUCUGAGAGGGGAAGCGCAUGACCAAGAACAAGUUGGCCAAGCUGGUCGCGAACUCCGGCAUCAUCAAUGCUACCAUGGAUGCGCGACGUGUUUUGGCCACGAAAGUAGGAAUACUUCAUUAAUUGAAACGUGCUCAUCAA
Molecule: messenger RNA, 1273 nt
Organism: Cercospora beticola
Lineage: Eukaryota; Fungi; Ascomycota; Dothideomycetes; Mycosphaerellales; Mycosphaerellaceae
Source: RefSeq, a predicted model, not a curated record